Molecule: messenger RNA, 792 nt
Organism: Podarcis lilfordi (Lilford's wall lizard)
Lineage: Eukaryota; Metazoa; Chordata; Lepidosauria; Squamata; Lacertidae
Source: the annotation of a GenBank genome assembly
AUGGGAAGCCGCCGACAGGCUGGGCUUGGAUUUAUAUCCUCCAGCAUCUCGCGCUUGUUAUUGUCACUGCAGCUGCGGCUCUCGGACGGAGCGCUCCGCUUGGCGAGGCGGCGAACGGUGAGGGGAGGGAGGUGACCCCUGCGCGCGGCGAAGCCGGGAGCGCGGCCUGCGACCUGCUCCCUGCCAAUCCGCUCCGGGGUUGGGUUGCAAGGCGGGGAGGGGGCGGAGUUGCUCCGGAACACGCGUCAGGCUCGCAACCUGCGUUCCCACGUUACUUUGCUAACACUCUGUGGUGGCGGUGUUUUUCUCCAGGUCUUUCUCCUCCUCGGCCUGCUUCGCGCCGGGCCUCGGCUUGCAGCCCUUUCGGAGCGCCCCCCUGCCCGCCCCCUCCAGCCCAGCCGCCUGCCCGCGAUGUCCGGCCGAGGGAAGUCCGGCGGCAAAGCGCGCGCCAAAGCCAAGUCCCGCUCGUCCCGCGCCGGCCUGCAGUUCCCGGUGGGCCGCGUGCACCGGCUGCUGCGGAAAGGCAACUACGCCGAGCGGGUGGGCGCCGGGGCGCCCGUCUACCUGGCGGCCGUGCUGGAGUACCUGUCGGCCGAGAUCCUGGAGCUGGCCGGCAACGCGGCGCGGGACAACAAGAAGACCCGCAUCAUCCCGCGACACCUGCAGCUGGCCAUCCGCAACGACGAGGAGCUCAACAAGCUGCUGGGCGGGGUGACCAUCGCCCAGGGCGGGGUCCUGCCCAACAUCCAGGCCGUGCUGCUGCCCAAGAAGACCCAGAGCUCCAAGAAAUGA